Molecule: messenger RNA, 6367 nt
Organism: Uloborus diversus
Lineage: Eukaryota; Metazoa; Arthropoda; Arachnida; Araneae; Uloboridae
Gene: Lon
Product: lon protease homolog, mitochondrial-like
Exons: 21
Coding region: 345-2966 (873 amino acids)
Biological process (GO): chaperone-mediated protein complex assembly; mitochondrion organization; protein catabolic process
Cellular component (GO): mitochondrial matrix
Molecular function (GO): single-stranded DNA binding; ATP-dependent peptidase activity; ATP binding
Source: RefSeq, a predicted model, not a curated record
GUUAGAUUCUAUAUAAAAAAAAAAUAUAUUACCCAUUAAAUUCUUCUGAACUUUGUUGUUGAAAAAUUCUCUCAUAUAAGUUAUUUACUCUCCGCAUCACUAAAGCCAGUAAAUGAUCCAUAUGCCAUGCAUAUUAAGGGAGUUGUAGUUUCAUCGUCUCCUGUCAAAGUUAUGUUUCGUCAUUUUUCACAUUUUCGCAGACGAACGAAUCUUUGUAGAGUUUCUGGAAUCGUAGACUCUACAUGCUUUCGUCGUGCCCAAAAUUUGACUAAUCUAAGAAAAAUAUUCCAUCAUUACUGUGAAUUCCUUAAACUUGAGGACAAAUCUCUUUUUUGAUAGUAAUUAUGUGUACCGCAGUCAAACUGCUUUGUUUUGUUCACAGAAAAAAAAUGAUGAAAACGAUGGAGCAAGUUCAAGCAAUAGUGAUGAUGGGCGAAUCUGAUAACCCAUCGGAUUCAGAUCAGACUUUGCAGUCCUAUCCUAAAUCACAACAAAUAGGUGCCCUCGCUCCUAUGACAGUGCCAGAAGUCUGGCCUUUAGUUCCUGUAAUAGCCGUCAGCCGCAAUCCCGUCUUUCCAAAAUUUAUCAAAAUAAUUGAGGUCUCAGAUCCAACUCUUGUAGAUUUAAUUAGAAGAAAAGUGAAAUUGAAUCAACCUUAUGCAGGCGUUUUUAUGAAAAAAUUUGAAAGUGAUUUGGAGGUAGUAGAAAAAUUAGAUGAUAUUUAUAAUAUUGGAACAUUUGUGCAAAUUCAUGAAUUGCAAGACUUGGGAAAUAGUUUAAGAAUGGUUGUGAUGGCAUACAGAAGGAUCAAAAUUUUAAAGCAAAUAGUUGAAGAGGAAACUGAUUCCCAUAGAAGACGUCGACGGAAAAAUAAGAAAAAUAAUGGCAUCCAAAAUGACUUACCGAAUGAAACUCCACCCUUAACACCAACCAAUGUAUUAAUGGCUGAGGUGGAAAAUGUGAACCAUGAACCUUAUAAAAUGACGGAAGAAAUUAAAGCUUUAACACAAGAAAUAGUAAAAACUAUUCGUGAAAUAAUAGCCCUGAAUCCAUUAUACAGGGAAUCUGUUCAACAGAUGAUUCAAGCUGGCCAACGAGUUAUCGACAAUCCUAUUUAUUUAUCAGAUUUAGGGGCAGCUUUAACUGGAGCUGAACCACAUGAGCUGCAACAAGUUAUUGAGGAAACAGAUAUCCCUAACAGAUUGUUAUUGGCUUUGUCUUUACUUAAAAAAGAACUAGAAUUGAGUAAAUUACAGCAAAAAAUUGGAAAAGAGGUUGAAGAGAAAGUGAAAACCAUUCAUAGGAAGUAUAUGCUUCAAGAACAAUUGAAGGCUAUUAAAAAAGAGUUAGGAUUGGAAAAAGAUGAUAAAGAUGCCAUUGAAGAAAAAUUUCGAGAACGAUUAAAAGAUUUAACUGUUCCCACAGCUGUUAUGGAAGUUAUUGAUGAAGAAAUAAACAAACUCUCCUUUUUAGAUAACCAUUCAUCAGAAUUCAGUGUAACAAGGAAUUACCUGGAUUGGUUAACAAGUAUACCUUGGGGGAAAAGCAGCGAAGAAAAUAUGGAUCUUGAUCGAGCAGCUGAAGUGUUAGAGCAAGAUCACUAUGGAAUGGAAGAUGUUAAGAAGAGAAUACUGGAAUUCAUUGCAGUUAGCAAACUUAGAGGUACCACUCAGGGCAAAAUUUUAUGCUUUCAUGGUCCACCUGGUGUAGGCAAGACAAGUAUUGCUAGAUCAAUUGCUAAAGCUCUUGGCAGAAAUUAUUACAGAUUUAGUGUUGGUGGAAUGACUGAUGUUGCUGAAAUAAAGGGUCACAGGAGGACCUACAUUGGUGCCAUGCCUGGUAAAAUCAUUCAAUGCCUGAAGAAAACUAAAACUGAAAAUCCACUUAUUUUAAUUGAUGAGGUUGACAAGAUUGGUCGCGGAUAUCAGGGUGAUCCCUCCUCUGCUCUGUUAGAAGUAUUAGAUCCUGAGCAAAAUGCAAAUUUUUUGGAUCAUUAUUUAGAUGUGUCUGUUGAUUUAUCAAAGGUCCUUUUUAUCUGCACUGCCAAUGUUACUGAUACUAUACCUGAACCUUUAAGGGAUCGGAUGGAAAUGAUUGAAGUUUCUGGUUAUGUAGCUGAAGAAAAAAUUGCUAUAGCAGAACAAUAUUUAAUUCCUCAAGCUCGGGAGCUUACCGGUGUUUCUUCAGAGCAAGUACAAAUUCCUGCAGAAGUUCUGCAAAAACUUAUCAAAUCCUAUUGUAGAGAAAGUGGUGUUCGUAACCUGCAGAAACAAAUUGAAAAGAUUUUGCGGAAGACGGCUUACAGAAUUGUGAAAGAAGAGGUAUCAAAUGUUCAAAUUAAUGACGAUAAUCUCCAAGAUUUUGUAGGCAAACCAGUAUUCACUCAUGACCGUCUGUACGAAAUUACUCCUCCGGGUGUUGUAAUGGGUCUUGCAUGGACUGCAAUGGGUGGUUCAACGUUAUACAUUGAAACAACUCAGUGCAAGCCGAUGUCCGAGGAAAAGAAAUUUGAAGGCUCUCUGCAGUUAACUGGGCAUUUAGGAGAUGUGAUGAAAGAAAGCGCAAAUAUAGCCUAUUCUUUUGCCAAGUCGUUUUUGUUGGAGCAAGAUCCCGAAAAUAAUUUUUUGCAACGAGCUCAUUUGCAUCUUCAUGUGCCAGAAGGUGCUGUACCUAAAGAUGGUCCUAGUGCUGGAUGCACAAUGGUUAGUGCACUGCUGUCAUUGGCAUUAAAAAAAUCUAUUAAACAGAACACUGCAAUGACUGGUGAAAUUUCACUGACAGGCAAAGUUUUGCCAGUGGGUGGGAUUAAAGAAAAAUCCAUUGCGGCAAAGCGAGUUGGAGUGAACUGCUUAAUCAUGCCUGCAGAAAACAAAAAAGAUUUUGCCGAUUUGCCGAAAUUUAUUACUGAUGGCCUUGAAGUUCAUUUUGCUGAAAAUUACAAAGAUGUAUUCAAUAUAAUAUUUUAACAAAAAUGUUACAUUAUCAACUUUAUUGAAAUAAUAUUUUGUCAGAAUGAAUUGUAAAUAAAUUCAAUAAAUGCUCUACAUAAAGUUUUAAAAAAAAGGGGGGGAGGACAAAAGUAUGUCAGGGAUAUUUAUUUCAUAGAGAAAGAAUGCAUGAAAUGGAGUAGUUUAAAUUAUUUUUUGUUGUAUUUUCUAAUGAUUUAUAAUCUAAGUUUAUUUUUAGCAUUCAUGGUUUUUGAUAGCAUUGUUAUUUUUCUUUCAGCUUGUUAUACCCCUUCCCUCAAAUAUAGUCAAAAAAAUAUGCAAAAUGAUAAUUAUUUAUGUUGUUUCAAUAUAUAAAUAUUUGUACAAAUUUAUAUCAUUUGUGUAAACUAUUUUAAUAAGUUUUUUAAUGUCAUUUGUUAAAUAAAAGCUUUUAAUAUUUUGUUUUUGUGCAUCUGUGUUUAAGUGUUGUACGUUACAUAAACACUUGUUCCAUGAACAAAAAUAAAUCAAAAGAAUGACUACACUCAAAUUAUUUCAUCACAAAUUCCUUUUUAUUUCCAUUGAAUUACAAGUAUUUUUGUCUUUGUACCAAGCUUUUUUCCACGUACUCUUUGCUUUUAUGUAACAGGAUCAAAACCCUUUUAACCAGCCCUCGCUUCUUAUUCGCAAUUUGAGGUGAAAAACUUCAACAAUUGCAUUUUUGCUUGCAAACAGGAGGCGGUUAAUAAUGUCAAAUUUUACAACUAAUGAUAAACUUAUUUACAUAAAGUCAAAAAUGCUUUUAAGAUUCAAGAUGUAACCAUUCUAUUCACUGUUUUAAAUCUGAAUUUUCAAUAAUUUUUCAAUUGUAUUUUAAUAUAACCUUUUAUUAACACUAGAAAAAUAUACAAUGAAAAUAAAUCAAGUUUUCUUACUUUCUUUAUUGCUGCAAAAACGCUGGAAAAAUGGGCAAAUGUAAUUGAAAUGUCAAAUUUCAAUAAUGUUGUAGUUUUGAAGUAUAAUUUUUCAAUGUUCAUUUGAUAAACUUUUUUUUCCUUCUAAAUAUUAAAAGUAAGGACGUCAUUGUCUUUCAGCACUAAGCAAAUUCAACUGUUAUUUGCAAAAUAUUAAUCGGUGAAUCAGAAACAUGAUGUCGUAACACAUGAAUGUUAAUAAAGUAAUUUAAAUUUUAAUUAUUUCAACACAAUUCUCUGUUAUAGGAUAAGAUUUCAAGCUUUUUUUUUUUAUAACACCUUCAGCAAAUUCAAUGUUUCCAACUCAUAGAUUCAGUUUUAGACCGACUUAUCAUAAUACUUGAUUUCAGCAGUCUAUUUCUUAAAUUUUAUAUUUUGCUGCAAAAAGUCUUGUUUAAAAAGUACUUAGCAAAACUUUUGUAGCAAAAGCACUCAUAAAAUGAAAUAUUUAAUAAUAGCUAAGUGACAGUUUCUUUUUUUGAAAAAGUAAAUUGCUAAGGCUUUCUCUUGCAAUGGUUAAUGGUUUUAAUGGUGAGAAAUACUCACCUUAUUGUUGCAUAAUAGAAAUUCAAAGCAGAUUAUUAGUUUUAGAGAGUGAAUGGCCAAAAUUUGUUUUCAGCGUUGAACCAUGUAGUGUUCUUAGUAUUCAAAAUGUGGAGAUAAAUAGUAUGAAACGUUUUUGAGUUCCAGAAUGAUGUUUAAAAUGAUUUAAGGCAAUAUUUGUCUUUUUUUUUUAAAUUUUUCAGACUACUUUUCCUUCUAUGGUCGGGGGGGGGGGUCCAAAAACAUUUGUAUUCAGCGGCUUCUUGGGAGGGGGCCCGGGCUUAUAACUUUUUAUUUAUUUAUUUUAUUUUAUUUAUUUAUUUAAUUUUUUUUUUGUCCGUAUUUGCUUGAAAUAAGUAGUGGAUUGAACUGUAUUUCCUGCGUAAAAUCCGCGGUUUAUCUGUCAGAGAAGUAAAAUUAAUGAGAUGCGGUGAAAAGCCGGUGAAAGUGCCUCCCGUGCAGCCCCUUACCCGUGCUGCAAGGAAGGCGUACUGCAGCACGGAAAGUGUACUGGAUACAAACGCGAGAUUACUAAUUUUUGUGAUGCAUUUUUUAGCUUUUCCCUAUUUGAUUAAUUAAAUUUUAUUUUUGAAAGUCACGGGGAGGGGGGGGGGAGUGCACCACCCUGCCGGCAAUCAUGGACAUAAACAUGAGAUUAAUACCUUUCGUGAUUUUUUUAGUAGUUUAAGUAUUUUGUAGCUUGCCCUAUGUUAAAAAUGAAUAUAAUUUUAUUUAUUUAAUGCAAGUAGCUAUUUUAAGGAAAUUCAAAUAUUUUUAAAAAAAAUAUUUUAUUUUCAAACACAGGGGGGGGGGGGAUGCGAGUGCACACAUGAUCUGGCCCCCUCACUUUUUCAAGGCAUGAGCUGCCACUGUUUGUAUUAGUUUUUAUAAAAUGAAAUAAUUUUUGAAUAAAACAAUUUUUUUAAAUAUAUAGCAUUUUAUGUUACAAUGUUCUUUUUUAGUGCUUUGAAAUAAGGUAAUUACAGGAUAUCCAUAUUUUAAAUGUCUCAACCAGCCCUUCCCUUUUUCAAAUUUUUCUGCUGAAAGGAUACAAUUCAAAAAAAAAAAAAAAUCCUCGGAUCUACUCUUUUACUUAACUCAUAUUUUUCAUGUACAAUAAAAAAAAAAAAAAAACCUUAAAUUUUAUCGCAGGCUCAAUACAAAUGAUAUUGCUAUUUUUAAAAUUUGCUGUUAAUGUUAAUUUUUACUGGUACCCUUAUCAAUGUAAUUGUAUUGGAAAAUCUUGUUUAUCAAUAAUGCUGAUAUUCAGUUGAUUUACAUUAUUUUCUUUGGAUACAUUUCUUUUAAUUUUCCUGCUAAAAUGUAAGUCAUUAAAAGAGUUUUCUGGGUUUUCAAUGUUGCAAUAAAAGUUUCAAUUUGUAUCCUUAUAAAAAGCUGUUAAGAAUAGUGUUCUUCUUUGCUGAUGUAACUUGCAUUCAUUUUCCUGCCUAAAUGGAAUUUCUGAUGAUGAGUAAGCACAACACAGUUUCAUGAGUUCUUCUAUCUGCCUGUUAGUAUCGAGAAAAACACAUUAACACUUAUUUUUUCAGUGAUACCAUCAGUUACCAUUACAAAUAAACACAUUUCUUCUAGUAUGUGUUAAGUACCUGAAUUAUUUUCAAAAUAAAGGUUUUGCGUUUUCCAAACAUGAUUAAAUAUAUACAAACUGCUUUCAAUGUUGAAUUUCAGGGAAAACCGUAAACCAGUUGUUUGUAAACAUAGUUUCAAGGGAAGAGAACACACAUAGAACAGGCGAAAGAAAAAUAUGUGUUUUAAGCUUAUGUUGUAGAGGCCACCAAGGAAUGAAAACAGACAGACAACAUUUCAGGAAGUUUAGACCUGUUCAUUAUUGCAAUGUAUUUGGUGCACUGUUAGCUGGAAACUUUUCUUUUUUCCAGAAUUAUACAUUGUUACUUUUCCUAU